GUUACUGGCCUUGUUGGGUAAAACUGAGGGACAGGUUAAACAGGUGACAAGGUGUCAGGUUUCAGCGGCUGGUUUCUUCCACACACACGAUACAGAGAGGCAGACAACAUACGAUCUUGGUCCAAAUUUGCUUCUUUAAUAUCAAACAUUCACCUUCCUAACAAAUAGUCCAGCCAUGGGACAGAAGUAUGACGGGUUGUCCCAUUGUAAGCUCGCUCUGGUGUUUGCCGUGGUGAUGGACGUGCUGGGUGUGACGUCCCUGCUGGUAGGCGUCUUCGCUUCCCUAGAGAUCCAGGGCGAAGACUUUGGGGAUCUGCUGGUGUACUCUGGAGUUCUGUUGGUCCUGUUUUCCAUGGCCGGCUGGGUGCUUUGGUAUAGUGGCAACAUCGAAGGUCUGCAUUUACAAAAAGACCUGAAUGGACGUUUGGGUUCUGCUAUGGACCGAUUGGCUCGCUCUGUCAGCCGGAAGAUGCGGCUCCCCAGGACGCGCAGCAGUCCCAGUUAAACAGUCGAGACAUCAGCCUGGUUUUGAUUCUUGUUGAGCCAAAUUACUUGAAACAAAAGCAUAAUUCAGGGCUUUUCUUUCUGUCAGUUUUUGAUAAAAAAGACCUGUCAACCUUUGUUUUUAGAAACAGAAUAUGUAUGUUUUGCUUAAGUAUGUGCACAUGCACUAGUUUAUAUAGUCUUUAAUAUUAAAACUAUUGCAAUUAAUGUCUUUUCUCAGCUGCCUCGUUAAUAAUUUAUUGUCUUUGCUAAAUUAUUAUACAGGUAUAUCUCAAUAAUUUAAAACGUCCUCAAAAAGUUAAUUUCAGUAAAUCUGUUCAAAAAGUUAUGCUCACAUAUAUUAAUUGUAAACAGAAUAUAUAUUUCAAUAUAUUUAUAUUUAUUUAGUGCUAUGUAUUUUGAUGAUCAUGGGUUACACUCAAUGAAAACCCAAAAUUUAGCUUUUAAGAAAAUAAAUGCACUCAAUACUUAGUGGGGACUCCAACUGCAUGAUUUAUAGCAUCUGUACAGCUUGGCAUGGAGACGACCAGCCUUUGGGUCAGCUGAUACAUUAAAGAACCACAAGUUGCUUUAUUA
Xiphophorus hellerii (green swordtail) is the source of this 1080-nucleotide messenger RNA. Its product is annotated as transmembrane protein 238-like. Bases 176 to 505 code for a protein of 109 amino acids. The transcript has 2 exons. The record is from RefSeq and is a predicted model, not a curated record. NCBI's taxonomy places the organism in Eukaryota, Metazoa, Chordata, Actinopteri, Cyprinodontiformes, Poeciliidae.